CAAAAAAGGUUGAGAAACACUGGCUUAGAGCAAAAAAAUUUGGCAUAUCAUUUUAACUUUUAUUAAUGUUGUGGUGCUGCAGAAAGGAACAGUGAUAAACUAACCCAACAAAGCUUGUUUAUUUCAAGGUGCUCAUCAUCUUCUGUGUGUGCAGUGUAAUGGGAUGUCGAACCGGUUCUGGGGUUGGGGCAGAGAGGAUGACGAGUUCUACAGAAGGCUCAGAAAAGCAGAGUUACAGCUGUUCCGCCCAAGUGGCAUCACAACAGGAUAUAAAACCUUUCUUCAUAUCCAUGACCCGGCGUGGAGAAAGAGGGACCAGAAAAGGGUCGCCGCUCAGAAACAGGAGCAGUUUAAGGUGGAUCCCGAUGGUGGACUGACGAACCUCCAGUACCAGGUGGAUUCCCGGCAGGAGCUGACCAUCAGCGGCGCUCCCUGCACCAUCAUCAAUACCAAACUGGAGUGCGAUCAGAGCCAGACGCCUUGGUGUCUCCUGAGUUAGCGGACUUGGUGGCUCCAGGAUCACUGUAGCGAAUACCUACAAACUGAAGUGGAAACAAACGAACCAGUAGUGUUACCAUGUCCAGGUACAUGAUCCGAGUGCCAGGUGCAAAUGGCUCUUCUGCGUCAUAUUACCUUGAGACUGUCUUUGGGCAUUAGGAUCAGGAGAUCCUAACCCAUGCUGCUGGCAGGUGUUUUUUUUUUUUUUCUCUCUCCGGUACUUUCAGACUCCAAGUCUGGUUUUAGUUUUUAGUUUGGAUCCAGGGCCCUGCAUGCUUGAGCAUUGUACUGUAGUUCCAAAUGAGUUUUUUUUUGUUUUUUUUUAGUCUCUUACCUUAUUUGAAAUAAUUAUCAAAUGUCCGGUGGAUCAGAACAAGUACUUCACUGAAUUGCUUCAUUUCUCCUGCUGAUGCUGUUACAAGGAAGAGAAUAAGUUUGGAAAUCUGGAGUGAAACUCUUUAUUUCUGAUUGAAAAGAUAGGAUUAUGUUUUUUUAUGUUAUUCUUUGUAUGAAAAGCCAGAGUAAGUUAAAAAUGUCUUUAUAAAUCUGACUCUUGUGUCCCAUUUUUAUGACUUGAUUUCCAAUUAUUUAAAAAAAAAAAAAACAAAGAGUUUGUUGAGUUUGUGUUCUUUGGUGAUUGUAGCCGAAUCUCAACUUAAAAUUUCAACUGGAAAAUAAACUUUUUAUUUUGCAUAUUUUCUUCCAUGAGGGGAGACAUGAAUUGCUAGACAGAAAAAUGUUGAAAACUGCAGGCAUGUUGGUUUUUCUUAUUUACAUUUUUUACUACAUAUGUUGUUAAUUAAUUGCUGGUGCGACUAUACAAUAGUUAGCAUACAUAAUACUAAAGGCCCUUAUGCCAUGCUAAAGAAGGAAGAAAAUCAUAUAUUUUUUAUUAAAAACAUCAUUACACUUUUCAUAAAAAAAUAUAAUUGCAUAUUUUCCUGAAAUAAUGGCAGCCUUUUGGUUUUAUUGUUUGUCCUUGGACAUAGUUGACAGAUUAAUGUAGCACCAUCAGCCAUCUGAAACUACCUAAAGAUUAAAUGUUUCAUGGAGCUCCACAGUUCCUGAUAUCUCGA
Poecilia reticulata (guppy) is the source of this 1574-nucleotide messenger RNA. NCBI's taxonomy places the organism in Eukaryota, Metazoa, Chordata, Actinopteri, Cyprinodontiformes, Poeciliidae. The record is from RefSeq and is a predicted model, not a curated record.